ACUGAAUCACCCACCCUGGAUCCCUGCAGUUGCAGUCACUGUCAGUUCAACAUGUGAGACACUUGAGGCAAGAGUUUUGAGACUGACAUGUCCCCAACAGCAGCCCCUCGGGGUAAAAAGAAAACCAAAGCUGCAUUUAUCACAGGUUCAUAGACUGCCAUCUGUAGGAUUCAAGAUAGAAGUUCAAAUCAAGGAACACAGUCACAACUGAUCAUUUAUCUGUAGCUGUUUUGAAAUAAACAUUUCACAUGUUCCCUAAUGGUCUUUUUGAUAUUUUUGAUAAUUCAUAACAAGAUCAGAAGAAAGCAACUUCUUUUGCAAGUAACAGCGCUAAAAUUUUGAAAGACAAAUUUUGCCUUUGCAUCCAUGUUUCAAAGUAAGUAUGAUGAUCCUUUCUGUAGACAGCUGUCGCAGCAGAUACCUAAACAUAUCAAACAAGGAAAAAAGUGUGAUUAACCAUGAAAUAUGACUGUUCAUAGUUAAUUCUUGACAUAUAUGCGUACUCAUUGAAAUUCAAACAGAGUUUUUGUCUCUCUACAAAGAACAUAUGAAUGAAUAUUGUGCAAAAGUUCCAAAACCUCCAGUAUUGUUGGCUAUGUAAUAACACUCAUAGUAACCAAUUGCAGUGUGCAUUAUGCCACUUACUUAGAUGUAUUUUAAUGCAUAUAUCACAGAACUACAGCUCCUGUGAUUUUGGCACAGCUGCAUUGCUGCAGGGAAAAAAAAGUGAUAUCUCUGUGUUACAUAUCACACAUAUCAUUCAAGUUUGAAGGCUGAAAGCUUGAGGGAGAACUGCAAAUAAACUGGAAAAUAUUGAGCUUAGAGUACAGUACAGUCCUCUUAGCUGAUUUUUAGUUUAUAAUCCAUUCAUUUCAAGAUAUAAAUGGCAUCUUGUGAUAAAGAAUAUUCAUCAUAUACAACUGUUGAUGUUAUGAAUUUGUAGGAAAUCCAACUAACUAAGCCCGAAUAAGGGAUGGCAGAUGGCUGUUACCCACUGAGUCUAAUCUGCUCAAGGUUUCUGCCUGUUGAAUGAAGUUAUAUGUUAUUUAUUUAUUUUUGGCAGAUUUGUGUCUGGUUGGUCUCUCUGUAUCGGGAUAACUAAGAGUAUGAGCGUGUUAUUAAUUGGCAAGGUGUAAAUUACGAAACAGAUUAUUUGAUUGGUUGAUUGAUUGAUGGAUCAAUGUACUUAAAUCUGCUCCUGACCCCUCUGUACCAACUGUAAUGUAAAUUUUGUUGUUUAAUCAGCUCUUCAACCUGCAUUCAGCACCUGGGGGUUUUAUUUGGCCAGUCUUUGUGCCUUGAUCAACAUCCUACAGUCUAACCAGCUGAGAUAACUGCCAAAAUAAGGUCUACUGUCUCCACAAUUUAGAUGAAAAUCUUCAUUCAUCUAUUUGUUUCCUCUUGGCUGGACUACUGUAAUUUAUUUUUUUAUCCACCCAUCUUAUUAAAAGAUGCUGCAACUUGAUUUCUCAGAAAAUCCUCCAAAAGGUCUCGUAUUACACAAAUUCUGUUUUCUCUACACUGGCUUCACAUUAACUUCAGCAUCAAAUUCAAAAUUCUUGUUAUCACUUUCAAGUCAUUGUAGCCCUGGACAGGCAAUACCUACAUCAAAGAGCUGUUACAGCUCUACAGGUCCGAGCUGGACUCUGAGGUCUUCUGAUCAGGAUUUGUUGAUCGUUCCGCACCCCAGGCUUAAGACCAAAGGACCUUGGAUCUCUCUGCCACUGGGUUUGAUAUCAGUGGAAAGUGUUUACACUUGUAAAAGCAGUCUAGAACCCAUUUAUGUAGACUUGAUUAUCCUCAAUCUGUUGUGUGUUGUGUGCUCUAAUUAUUACUUUUGAAUUAUUUCAUUUUAUUCCAUUAUCAUUCUUAUCUGUGAAUGACUUUGUGUUCUUACAAAAAUGUAAUGUAAAUGAAUUUCCACCUCUUCUUAUAUUACUUCCGUUAUCUUUUAUCUCUAUCUUUUAUCUGUCAUCUCUUAUCUCUUUUACCUCUAUCUUAUUUUGGCCUUACUGUCUUUUUAGCUUUUGUUAUACUUGUACUCUUUUCUUAAUGAAUCUUUUAGUCCUUUUAUUGUUUUAUUUCGUGCUCAUUUCUGUUGCUCUAUUUUAUCAUUACUUUUAUUAUCAGGAUUACCUGUUAUUAUUCUAUUAUCAUUGUUGAUCGUGUUUUCACUUUCGUCCUCCCUUUUAAUUGCACUUUCCUAAUUUCUUAACUAUUUUAUGUUUUUUUUUUUUUUUUUUUGGUCCUCAUGGACUCAUUUUAUGUUGCAUGGUUCUUGUAUUGUCUGGGUUCUAUGACAUGAAAAUGGCAUUCAAAUCCAUUUUUACUGAGCUUUUUGUUUUUAUCUGUCUUUUUCCAUGUGCUCUAGGACUACAUGUCAAAGCACUUUGUAAACUUCUGUUUUUUAAGUGCUAUACAAAUAAAGUUAUUAUUAUUAUUACUAUUACUAUUACUUAUAAUUAUCAUAAUUGAUAAUGAGGUCCCAAACCAGUUAAUUUCUAUGCUGUUAUUGGUGCCUUUUCUUCAGUUUAACAAUGAUGCUAUAAGGUUACAUGUGUCGUCAACUGACCUGAAAUAGCCCAUUUCUCCUACUUUCUCUAUGUUACGGUUCAGAAGGAUAUUUUUCAGCGUUUCUUGCUUGACUGUGGAGAUUGGAGACCAUUACUGAGACACAAGAGGCCGCUCUUGAGGCGACUCGGACGAAGGCAGCGCAGUGUUUCUCCUCGUUUGACAGCAGAGAGGCUUGUUUUACAGCACAAAACAACAAGGAUGAAGAUUUCAACCGACGAUGCGGCAACACAGAUAAUAGAGGCGACGUUUAGGUAGCUGAAAGAGCUGCUGCUUCAUCUCCUCCACCCGCCGUGUGCUCCAAAAUAAACAGCAGGAGACGUGAAUAUCGACUGCACUGCAGAUGAAUGUCUGUGCCUGAAGUGUCCCCGGAUUUGUUGUUGUUAGCUGCUAAUGCUAACCAUAGAAGUUGCGAGCUAGCUGGCCUAGCAAGCUAAUGGUUAGAGCGAGAGGAGAUUUCGCUGUACAUGUUCGAUAUGCUUAAUACUUACUGUCGAGUAUACUCGGUGUCGUUUAGCUGAUGGAGCAAGUAAGUACCAGCUUUAGUAGUUCAGCAACUGCAGCUUUGUCAAAGCUUUUAAAGUACCAACAGUAGCAACGUUUGUUACCGAGCUAGCUGUUCAGUUAGCCUCCGACACUGUGAAGAAUGAGCAGAAAACACCACCACUUUAAAGGAGCUGAAGUCAGCUGCUGUGUCAAAUACUUCUUAUUUGGAUUCAACAUUUUAUUCUGGGUAAGUACAACAGUCUUUUUUCUGUAUCUUUCGACAUUGUGAGGGGGAAAUACUAUAAAUGUUUACUUCAAGAGUCAAUAAGUGUUGUGGUAAAGUUAGGUCACUGAUUUUAGUUUGAGAUGAUUUUAAGUUUUGGUUGUGUAAGUCAAACAAAAACAUUUCCAUUGGUUUUUACUCUCGUUUUUGGUGAUCCCUUUUUGUCUGUUUUGUUUGUUUGUUGUUGUUGUCAAUGUGUCUAUAUUUGCAUAUUGGAUAAUACCUUUCAGUUAUCUUUCCUAAAGGGUUAGAGAGAAAGUUGAGAGAUAUGAAAGUAGUGAGAUGGGCUAGAAGUCACUAAAAAUAUCUUUAAAAGUUAACAAACUUUUACUUUAAAAAAGUGAUCCUAAAGCCGUUUUUAUUGUCUGGUGAGAAGCUGCAACUUUCUCCCAUCAUGAUUAAGCUGUUGCUUCAUAGUUGGGAGUAAAUCACUGCCUGUUCAGUCUUUCAAUAGGUUAACUUAGGUUUCUUUAUGAGACGGGAGAAAUUUGAUGUUCCUUAUGUCAUUUUUUUAGUGUAAUGUUUUUGUUUUUUUUAACUUGUAUUUUGUGUUUUGGUGUUCUGUAAAGGAAGCUGUGGUGGUGGAAAUCAUAGACAAAAACUAACCUGAUUUUAGUUUCUCCGCCUGCCUUGACUUGGCUGUAAGGAUUAAUACCAUUGUGUUUGAGUUUGAGAAAUGGAAGUCUCAUCUGUAUUGUUUGACCAGUGGCAAUUGAACCCACAUCUCCCUUACAACACCUCCCCUCCAUCAAUCUUUAUCCCUCCUCAGUCUGAAAAGUCCCUCUGUUCAGUCUGCCCUACCCCUCCCUCCUUACCCCUCUGCGUCGAACGCCUCUGUGCGGCUGGCGUAAUAUAAUGUCUGAGGGUGAAGGAAUGGCGUGUCUGUGUGCCCCACAGGGUCUUCCCACACACUAUUGGAAGAAAAAGGCCACACGGGCCUGAAUACCACCCAGCCCUCCUCUUUUCAAAGCACCCUUUUCACUCCCUCCACCACUAUAGUGUUGAGGCUCUGCAGGAUAGCAUUGUUUCUCUCACUCGCACACCCAAAACGCACAAAGAGGGCUGGUGAUAACAAAGACUUUGGGGGGAGGAUUGGGUGUGAUUCUGUAUUUUCUUCCGCUUAUGAGUUUGUGCUUACUGCACAUGGGAUCCACAUGAAGUUGGCUCUCUUCCUGUUCUUCCUCUUUUAGUCACCACCUCCGUAUACCUUAACACUCCUCCUCAACGUGUAGGAGUAUUACACCAUACUAUAAGUCAGCCAUUUUUUUAUUUUGUUUUGUGAAAUAGAGAGAAGGUAGUAACCAUCAUGUCCAUAGAAAAAUAUUUCCUUGAAAAACAGCGCACCAAUAAAUACUUACAAUGGCCUCUCAAAUGAAAAAUGCUCUUUAAUUCAGUUGAACUGAGCAAUCAACAAGGAAAUACUGAGUCAUAGGGCAAUAGUAUUUUGUCUGACUCACAUUGUGCUCGUUCAGACUGUUUUGACACUCAGGCCAAGCUAACAGGCCUGCGUCUGGGCUCUUUGUGAAACUGCUGAACAAGUUCCAGCUCGCUGGCUGUUUCCGUUAAUAAUCACAAAAAGAUGUUCUCCUCUUGUCUGUGUGCUCCCAAACUGCAUUUGACAGACAAGCUGGUGCAUUGCCGAAAUGGAGAGAGAUGAGGUUUAUUCUCCACAAAUCAGCCCAUUUGUCUUUCCUACAGUGAUCUUGUCAGGCUCGAAAAUGCUGCCUAAAUUGAGACAGAAUGCCUGGUGGACCCUAAAUAUUGUGAACAAAAUGCAGCAAUAAACCAGUGUCAUCUCCUCUGUGUGAAUUCCUCCGGCUCCCCAACUUGCUGUUGACACCCAAACAGUUUCAACCAACAACAACAACAACAACAAGACACCUUCACUCACCCGUACAAUACACACAUUCAUCACAGCCACUUAAUUAAUCAUAUUUUCUGCCUGAGCUGCUGAAAUGUUUGGAGUCUCUGCAUGCUGUAAUUAAGAGCUUGUUAAGCUGUAACCCGGUUGCUGAGUUGGUUGGAUGCAGGCAGUGUAUUAUUAGCCAGCUACAGAUCAGAGUGGUUGCUCACAUUUGGCACCCAAGUGCACAUUGGGUGAGCACGUCACAGGUGGACGCCUGUGCAGGAGCCAAGUGUGAAUACAGAUAUUUGACAACCUGUCACUCAAGCCACUUUUAGAGGCAGUUAGGUAUUCGUGUGUCAAUAAACUUUUUGAAUAGCGUGUGCAGCUGUGGUUGCAUUGGAGGAAAGCAGAGCAGAGUGUUGCCAAAAGGUGGGCUUAUGUGUGAUUACUCAGUUUUUGAUUUGGUGUUUGCGCCUUUGAUAUGUCAAAACAAGAAAUUACACCUGGAAUAAUGCAUGCUAGAAGUCAGUGAUGCAAAUAUUCACAGUUUGACGCAAUAGUCUCACAAAAUAAAUGAUCCAGUAACCAAAAACACUCUCAGUGGGUUAAUUGGUAAUAAUUGUAAGCUGCACCUACACUGCAUAGCAGUAUCCCCCUGAAUCCAGAGUCAAAUAAAAGCUGUUUCCCUGCCUUCUGUCUGAGGGCAAAUGUGAAUGCUUUCAGCUCUAUUUGCUGUCUCCCCCCAGAUAAAAUCAAAUGUGAACAGGGAGGCAAAGUCCACUCACAGAGGGACUACACUUUUCUCAUUUAUCUGAUUUGUGUUCAGAUAGACUGUGUCAACUCCAGUCAGUCUCAUCUUGGGUCCACACAAUAUCUCGAUGUAUAUCUGGCUACGAGGAAAUAGCUUUGAACAGAGCUUAAACUUAUCUGGAUUAUCGACUCAGGCCCAAGUGUUCAGAGUCCAGUUAAGUUUAAUUCAUUUCUUUUCCCCUGUUUUAGUUAAGAGCUGCAGCAGUUAAUCAGCCAAAUUGAUAUAUUGAUUUUUCAGUAUCAAGUGUACAGAAGUGUGACUGCAAAAUACGCGUAAGUGUUUUCUAGCAGUGGUAUCAGAGGAGCUGUUGGCCAUGCCUCUGAUAUCAUAUCAUCAAGCCUUCACACGGCUAACCUCAUUAGAAAUUCAGCUUUUCAGGGAGUCACUGAGAGGGCAGGCAUCACACUUGAGUAAGUCUAUAGCCUGUGUGUGACCAGGCAGCGUGCAGCUUGGUUUGUCUGCUAGUUAGUUGAGGUUAAUGGGAUCAGCUGGCUUAGGGAGGCAUCUCCUCAAGUGUUGAUAAUCUGUCUGUCCAAAUGGAGAGAACCCCCACUCCCACUCCUCCUGGGAUUCACACAUCUUAAGCAGUACUUGACAGAAAAGUAACCUGAACUGCCUGAUUUGAAUAAUGAAGGCAUAUACAAGGACAUUCAGUACCAGACUUUGUUUAUUUGCUCAGUGGUAAAAGAUAGAUGUACAGUGAUAAAAGCAGAGGGAUUAGACGGAGUGAUAAAAAUACACCAAGAAAGAAAAACAAAUUACUUACUAAAGCAGGUGAGAUUUAAAGAAUGAAAUCCUGAGGGGGGCUUUUAAAACAUCUUGCCUCAAAACAAACAGAAGCAAUGAGGUAUACACUUAGCUGGAACAAACAAGGACAUAAUAUUGUGUUUUUCAAGAAGAAAGGUUUACGCUGUUAAUUCCCUCGAGAAAGUGCAUUUAUUCUCUUGUUUUUAUUGCUUAAUUUCUGACAGAUACCAGAGGAUCAAUUAGGUUCACCAUGUGAUGUUAAGUAUGAAUAUUUUUCAGUUGCUUGGUUAAAUUUAAAAAUUAAAAAAAAAGAAAAAAAAAACACUUUUUUCCUGGAAAAUUGUUGAAUCUCAGAUUAUCAAUGAAAAGAUUAAGUACCGGUAGCAGUGUGCUGAAACACAUGUGGGUUUGACUUUUGGUGCCUACUAGGGUCUGACCGAUAUGAAUUUUUUGGGGCCGAUACCGAUUUUUUUUUUGGGGGGGGGGUCAGAUUACCGAUUAAUCAGCCGAUUAUUUAAUUCUUUUAUGAAGUUAUAAAAAUAUAUACUGUAGAUUUACUGAAGGCUAUCGCUCUUCACGGUGACAGGAAGACCAACUGAUCAACCUCGGACCAGAAAAGUGUUUUCAACUCCCCCCCACCCCCGCCGCCGAUCGGUGCCUCCGCGUCUUAACUCACAUUACACAUUUCUGGUCCGGUCUCAUCUGGAGACAUGCAGCUGCCUCAGUAGAAGAAGUAGCUUGAUCACUUAAUGUGUACUGUUGUGUAUUCUACCGUUACUGGCACGACUUAACAUAGCAGAUGGCUAACUCUAACUUUAGCUUACAUAUUACAUGGUGCUUCACUGUUAACUCGGCGUGACCGAGACCAGCACAGCGGGGAACAUCGUGAAGUGGGUUGAACUGAAACUUGUUGACUUAUUGUUUAUUUCACAAACUGGUUUAUUUACCGUUGAGGCGGACCGCUCUCCUCCAUGCGUCCCUGAGCUGCCUGCUUCAGAUCCGUCACUCUGCUGUGCUGUGAGGUAGUAAGUGGAUGAAGAUUAUCAUGAGGUCGCUGCGCCAUCUACAGGAUAAGUUGGGGAACUUUUCAAACGGCGGAUCAAUUUCGAAGUGAAACCGAAUCUUAUUCUCUGCAUUUUAUUUCUGUAGAUAUCGGCAAGUUUUGGCCGAUUAGUCUCAAAUGGGCUAAAAUUGGCCGAUUUAAUUGGCUUACUGAUAAAUCAGCCGGGCCCUAUCGCCUACUUUGUGGGGUGUGUUAGAUAAAAGGAAAUGCUUGCUCUGUUUAAAACCAGGUUAGUUCAGUGUCAGUGAGCUUACACAGUCCUUACUUUCUGCUUCAAGAAGUAGGCUUGGUUUACAAAUAGGUCUCAUAACCAGGUACAGAAAACACUCACAAGCUAAAAGGUCAAUUUGUUUGUGUGUGUUUGAGCCGUUUACAGUAAAACACGUUCAAUAUCAAGUUUGGUCAGCGUUCACUUUCCCCAACGAAGGGGCAAAGUUAUUAUUUGUUUCAAAAACAAAGUUGAAGGCAGUAUUGCCUGACAGAGAAAGAGAUUCAGAAAUGCUGGAAGAAAUAGUAAAUCAAAAUGACAGGCUAUCAGGCAUGGAUGCCUCAAAGCUGUCUCACUUUUAAUUCUGCCUCCAAGGUCGCCUCAAGCUGUGACAGUAGGAAAUGCAACUUGACACACAUUGAAGUUCUGUUGACCGAAAAUAACAAGAAAAUAUAACAGAGGUACUUUUCUGGUUCAGUGUCUGGUUGGGGGUUUUAUUUUCGAAGUACCCAAGUGAAGGGGUACGGUUUUUAUCUACCAAGGUUAUAUGACGGUUCACAGAAGAGUAGAAAGAGGAAAGAUGGGAAGAGAAAAGUGGAGAGUGUCCUCACUUGAUCUACAAGGAAAUCCUUUAGAUACAGUCUGUAAUUAACAGUGUGACCCAUGUCAUGAGUGAGUAUGAUAAUGAAUAUUGUGGUUCUCAUAUAACCAUUAAUGUGUGCUCUUCACACAGUAUAUUGAUAACUCUUAAAGCACUUGAGUGUAGCUCUAGAUAGUAGGAGUAGUCCAUCUUAAAGUGCUCUUUAUCAGUAGGGUUGUAAGAAUACAUUGAUAGUAGCAAAAUGUCUUUCUAUUCUGUCAUCUGAAACAUCAGCUUUUGUAAUUCAGACUGCAUGGCACAUAAUCAGAUAAGGGAAUAGUCACCAAACUUGUGAUUGAUACCAUCUCCUAUUGCUCAUGAGCAAGGCCUCCUAAAUUGAAUUGGAUGAAGAUAAUAUAAUGGCACUUCUUGAGUGUCGUGGCCCGUGAAGAUAUGAAAAUAGCAUCAAAAUUCUGUUUACAAAGUGUACACCCGUACUUAGCAUCACUAAGUAUCCAAUCCUCAAUAUAAGCAGCACUAUCUAUCAAAGUGUCAUCAAUUCCUCCUGAUUUCUGUUGUUAGCAGAACAAUGAUGAGACAACAAGGACAACAGCCAUCUAUAGAUGCAUUUACAAGGUUAAAUAGAACAAAAAUUACUUUGUAUCUGCCUCUUUUUAGACUGCGAUAAGUAACAUUAGUGCAACCUUUGGAGUUGGCCUGCUGCAUAAAUCAAACCCUCACUGAUAGAUGCUGCAGUUUCUCCUCAUUUCAGCCUCUAAUGUCUAAGUAAUGUUGGAAACAGUAAUUAUGAUGCAGUCCUCGUAACAGUCAUGUUGAGUGAUUACUUGGCACCGUGUUUUCAAAGUUCAGGCCACUUUGUUGCCCAUUAGAGGGCAACUUCCUGGCGAUAACCUCUGGGGAAUUUCAGCUCUAAAGGGCUGCUUUAAUGCAACAUUACUUUUUUGGCACUGUGUGUCUUAUUCUGAAAGAAGAUGCAGGUUCAGUUUGUCCUUCAGGUUUUUCUCAAGGACACACCUUUUGUGGGCCGCUUCCAUGGCUCUGAAUUGAGAGUAGUGAGAGUGAAGCAUUGUUGUCAAAAGUCACACCCUGGUAUGUAACACAUGCAGGUGUUGUGUUGUCCUAAGAGGAUUGGAGACACUUGAUGCAGUGGCAUCCAGACCUCAGUUAUUUUUCAUUAAGCGUUAAAGUUAACCUGCUGAAUAUCUUAAUGAACAAUAAAAAAAAAAACGCAUAAAAGAAGAAGACAGUUGUGCACAGGUGCUGUCUUUUUUAUUUUGCAGAAUACUAUGAUGUGAGUUUUGCAGGAAAAUAAUUAACAAUCGUCUACAAGAAAUUUUCUGUAGUUACUUUUUGAAGCUGAAUCCAUAUUUAGGAAGCAAAACUAUAAAUUGAACAUCAUAUAGUGAUAAUUUAGUAAUAAUUCAGUGACAUUAAAGAUGUAUAAAAGUUGUCCCAUGCGCUGAAGUGAGAGCUAUUCCUCUGUCUGAGUUUUGUGUGCUCUCCCUUUUUUUUUAUCCAGGUGGAUUAUUUAGAGUCAGGGGAUAAAUGGUUUAAUACUCUGUCUGUCUAAUCUCUUCUACCUGAUCUCCGCCUGGCUACAUACCGUGACUCUUCCUGCGUGUCACUUUCCUGCUGAAGCCACCGCACGCUUCACUACAACCACUUAUGUAACUCAGAGGCAGGCCAGCCCUGCAGUGUCCCCUAACAGCAGCUGUUGUUGUUGCUUGGCAUACUGUCACAUUGUUGGGCUUGUUACUCAGGCUAACGGAUUGCCAUCAGUUUACCUAUUUCCCCAGAGUUAAUCAGCUUCCCAAUGAUAUGAUUUAGCCCCAUUUCAAUGGAGCUAUUAUAUUUCAGAGUGUGCCAUUAUAGAGAGCCCGAGCAAAGUUCAUUACCAGCUCAAAUCUCUUGGGAAUGACAUUUUUGUGUUAGCUGAGCAGUGUAUUAGACAGAGCAAAACAAAGCUGCCCUGUAAUGUGUGAGUUUUGUAAUCCGAGAGGCUUAGUGUGGGUUUUUGUUUUUUUUACAUAUCUCUUUAUAUCAGGUAGUCAAGCACCGGAGCCAUCUCGAGCCAUCACCCAGAGAGGCUUUUUUUCAUUUCUCUUUUCUCAGCAUGUUUUAACUGUGAGCCAGACAUCCAUCCUCCAUGAGCCAGGAGGCUAAUACUGGAGGGAUUUUCCUUAAUUCUCAGGAUAUCAGAUCCUUCAACCUCUUAAGUAGCUCAGUGCAAUGACUCUCACCUGUAGUUACCCGCAGUUGUAGUCAUUUACUCUGUCGACUUUAUUUUUUUAGAAUUUAGUUUGUAUUAUGGGGUGAAAGUAUUAUCGAAACACCUCUUUCUCUAAAGGUCCUUUCACACUGGGACCGUUUUUGUCGUGUGAUAAUUUCGGACGUCAAUAUUUUCUUUCGAACCUGUAUCCUGUCAAUAAGCGUUCACGUCAGCGACGUUUUCCCGUCCUGCGAUAUUGCAGCAUUUAUUUUUUCGUAUCACGGUCGAUUUUUCUAAAGUUUCGCAUACUGUGUGUCCACUUCCGACCAAUCAGAUUGCGUGUUGUUGCAACAUCAGAUUCACCAGUAUAUCCAACAUGGCCGAUUGGCUGAUUGUUUAUGAUCGUUUACACAAACAUUACAAAGAUAACGACCUAAAGGACAACUUGGGGAGUGUCAUAGCGUUGGAUUUCUGAUAUGACAAUGGUUUGUGUUCUUUAACAGGUUGCUAAACGUCUUUGUUUUAACUUUCAUCCGUGGUAACAUAAGCUAACGAUUGUUACCAUAGUUUCAUGUGCUUAUCUGGUACUGGCCCUGACUCAGUACAUGCUACCAUGACAGAAAGCCAUCUCAACACUAGUUGUCUAGUGUCUAGUCCUCUGCCUCUUUAAACUUUGAGCUAAUUGUUUCAGCAGAACUUCAAAUUGUCCAAUGGACAUCCGAAAAUAGGUUCUGAAGCGACCGUGAUACAGUUUCAGCUCCUGAACCAAGCAGUGAAACUCACCAAGUUCUCUUCUGUUUUGUAAUAAUGGAUUCACCCAUGUACUACGUUUCUUUUUCUUUUGAGAAAGCAAAAGGAGUACCAAUCCGCCAUCACUUGAAGUUAAAGUAGACUCCAUUUUUGUCUUCUCGCUUCCACCCGGGAUGUUGUAGGUUGUUAUGGGAAGGUCCCGCCCUCCUUCGCCUCUGAUUGGCUAUAAGUGCUGACUGUUUGGCUUGAGCAUGUGAUGGCAUUUCCAGCUUUUCUAGCCAAUCAGAGGCGAAGGAGGCGGCACUUUCUCCCAGAAAAGUCUUUCCAGGGAUGCGUCUUUUUCCCCCCGGAAAGUCGCAAAAUCGCAUCAGGCUUGAUGUGUAUAGUCAGUCAGGUGCGUCAAAAUUCGUCUCAGAAUAUUUCAUGAUUUCGCGUUCUAUAUUUGUGUCGGCCCCGGUGUGUAAGGACCUUAAAUGAGAGCUAUACAUUUAUCCAUUGGCUCUAAAAUGCAGAUGUCUGUGUUCGUCUUUGACUGUGCCCCUCUCACAUUUUUAAGUGGGGUUGGAUGUUAUAAAAAGAUGACGUCAGAGAAUUAUUUGUCACAAAGUUUAACAUCACAUUGUAAAUAUGAGGAUCCAAGGACAAUUGUUUGGUUGUUUGCUCAUGUUGUCCUGGAGACACGGCUGUAAAUCAGUUGUGAUCCAACCACACCCAAGCUUCCAAGAUAGAAGAGUUUUUUCACUGUUUGUUUCUCAUGAAGUUUUUGUCUUUUUUGAACCAUAAUUGAUGAUUUUUUAUUCUCUAAUAUUUAGUGGCCUCAUUACUUUCAUUCUGAUAGUAAAGUCUCCUCUGUCUUCUUUGACUUACAGUUACUUGGAGCGGCAUUCUUGGGCAUUGGCCUGUGGGCAUGGGCAGAGAAGGUAAGUGUAAACACAUGCACUCAAACACAGACUGUCACAGCAUAGCUAAGAUUCUUCUCCGUAUUCUGGCAGGCAGGAGCUGGAAGUAGAAGUCGGAGGAAAAGCGCGGAUGAGAACAGGGCUUUUGAGAGAAUCGGGGUGGGGUAAAGCGUUUCGUGAAAAGCACCAUUCAUGGAACACUUUGUGGCUCUUAAAGGUGUAUUACCUGGUAAUGGUCCUGGUAAACAUGUAGGAAAUGAGUUAUGUUGAGGCAGCUUAAGCUAAGAUGUGUGCUUGUAGAGGACUUGCUGAGCCAAUAUGUGUUUUUCUUGUAGUUGCAUAAGCUUAAGAUCUGCACAACAAACAAAAACAGAUAUUACAACUCAUUUGACAAAAUAAAUGCCUCAAAUUUGCAUGGUAACUGGUUGCUGUAUAUCAUCCAGUAUAUUGGUUACAAAGUUCAGGUGCUGCCACCAACCUCUUUUAGCAGUGGCCAUUAUUAAACAUACCUCAAAUUGAGUAUGAAGUCAAUUUGUUCAUUAAUUAUCAGGAAGUCGUACCAGUCGGUUUAACAAAUGCUGCUCCAGCGUGGAAACAUGUACUGAUUAGUAACGUCUUGGUCUUGAACUCUGUGCAAAUGGGGCUGUACCGCAGUACCUCAGUGGUACAGCGUGCAUAAUUUAAAGGGAUUAGGCCCUAUGAUGAAUAGUGGGUACUGGAAAGGCAUAAUAGUGAAUUUGGGUCUCACUGACUAAGAUGAUUAGUUUCCUGCCAGCUGCUUUUGGCCAGACUUGUUUAUUGUUUCAGGGCCUCGUGCUUAAAUUCAAAUGAAGGCACUUUAUUCUGCCCCAUAAAAAACACAAGAAUGCAGUUAUACGUCUGUCCUAUAGCCGUCCUUCAGCUCAGCCCAGUGGGAGCUUAACUUAAGCAGGGUGAGAUCCAGGAUUCCUGGGCUUUAGCUGCAAGUGUUUGACAUGUGCACUGAACGUGACAAUCUAACAGCUUGUCAGGUCUGAGAGUGGAUGGCCACACUUACAGAUGAAAACACUGGUGGGAUCCCUUUCAAGAUGGUCCGAAACACGAUGAGAGAUCAUGCGUGAAGCAGAGCGCGUGUUUGAGUCGGACAGACUUUUUGAACUCGCAUCUUUACAAGCCUGAUGUGUGCUAGGUUUUCAUAUUAACUCAACUUCCAGCCAGCUUUCCAGCAUCAAAUUGUUGUAUCAGGUGGAUGAAUUUGUCAGUGUGUUGCAUGAUGGAGAAGUGGGACUGGCAGGAAAAUAUGGUCAAUGCACUGUGGCCCCGGGCUACGAGGGCAGGAUAUGCAGAAAGGAAGGGCAGAUGUCUGAGCGGGAAUGAUUGCAGAAGGCUUCCAGCUCUGCCUCGUCUGAUAAACGUGACUCGCUCUAAAACCUGGACACAGAUCUGUGAGAGUGAAACGUGUUAAAUACAUGUGAGGGUGAUUUGGAAAGAAAACCUUGAUUAGAUCAGACCAUACAGUUGACAAAUCCUUACUGUCUUUGACUUGAAAUUGCAACGUUAGCUUUGUAUCUCUGAAGAAAGCAGCCCCAGCUGGCCUGUCAGCUGUGUUAUGAGCCGAAGUCUCACUUUUUGGCAUAAAGCUCUUCUCAAGGUUAACUGUGUUUUUGAAGAGUGAGGAAUGGCGCUGAGAGCCUGCAGGAGAGACGGCGAGGAUUGAUUUUUGAAGUAUUAUAGUCAGAAUUAACCCUUCUCUUUUGUCUGUCUUCCUCUCCCUCAGGGUGUGCUGUCCAAUCUGUCAUCCAUCACAGACCUGGGGGGCUUCGAUCCAGUAUGGCUUUUUAUUGUUGUCGGAGGGGUCAUGUUCAUCCUUGGCUUUGCUGGCUGCAUCGGAGCGCUCCGAGAGAACACGUUCCUGCUUAAAUUUGUAAGUCAGAGUGCAUACACAGAGUACAGAUGCUGUUUUAAUCACGUCACGCUCUCUUAGAUCAUCCGUUCACACCAGAGCUGUCAAUGUUAGUAGGUGUCACGUUAGCGCACUCUCGGCAGAUUCUGAGGAAAUUGCAUGUAUGUGUUAUCGCUGAACCGCGCUCUCUUUCAGCAUGUCAUGAUCAGAAACAAUGAUCCGCACUUUAAAUGCAAUCAAAAAAUUUUCUUUUCGUGAAAUUAUAUUUCUCAGCUCUAUUUUUUUUAGCUUUAAGUCUAUGAAAUCCUAACACUAUUUUGGGAGGUUUAUUUGUGCUCUGCCUUAUUGAUAACAGCAUGUGACUGAUGGAGACAAACUCGUCUUGUUGCUGGCUGUGAUUCUGAGUAGCUAUUAACUCCAGCCGAUGUCCAUUAGCAGCAGUAAGUCAGGCGUCAGACUGAGGAGCUAAUGUGGCUGUUGUGCAUUUAUCAUUAGCCCCGUCUCCUCCUGCAUUUACUGUAAAAGGAAGAUAUAACGGUACCCCCGGGACUGCGGCUUUUGUUGCCACACUUUCACUCAGCAGAUCAGGAGAGGCCUUACCACAAGACCUGCAUGGGCUGCAUGACAUCAUGGCUGUUGUCUCUUUUCAUUUCUCGAAAAAGAUUCAAAGAGGAUUGUCUUUGGCACACCCGGAUUCUCUGAAGUGACAGAUUGAUUGUUUUCUGUUUGUGUGCGUCAUGUACUCCCCAGUUUUCUGUGUUCCUGGGUUUGAUCUUCUUCUUGGAGCUGACUGCAGGGAUCCUCGCCUUCGUCUUCAAAGACUGGAUCAAAGACCAGCUCAACUUUUUUAUCAACAACAACGUCAAGGCCUACCGCGAUGACAUUGACUUGCAGAAUCUCAUUGACUUUGCCCAAGAAUAUGUGAGUCCACACCUAAUGACUCAAUUUUUUUGGUAACAUGUACAAAACACGUUUAUCCGACUUCCCUGCUUUUGAGCCCGAGGGAGUCACUCCCUUCCUUUGUCAUUUUGUUUUUUAUAUGGGUCUGAACAGCGAUCUUGAAUCAGCUCGGUUCCAGGCAAACAGGAGAAUGAGUCAGCCUCUGCCACUGUGUUGUAAAUCUCUUGAUUAAUGUGAUUGCGUUCCCCUCAAAUGAUUAUCCAAUUAUAUGAAUGAAGCGGUUUAGAUAACGGGCUCUCGUGUGUAAACACCGGGCACUGCCAUGAUGCAUUGUAAAGGCGAUUACCUCCACUGUUGUCUCACCAUUUGUGUCUCAGUAUCUGUUGCUGCUUCCCCGACACAGUAAGCUGGCUGCCCACCCAAGCUGACCUGAGUCAGGCUCUGAAGAGCUGAUUCAAGACCGGAUCAGAGAAAAUAAAUCUGUCUCUUAACUGGAGUUGGCUGUUUAAUCUCUCCCUCUUGUUGCUGCUGUCUCAGUGGUUGUGCUGUGGAGCUCACGGGCCUGACGACUGGAACCUCAACAUCUACUUUAACUGCACUGAGCUGAACCCCAGUAGGGAGCGCUGUGGAGUGCCCUUCUCCUGCUGUGUGAAAGACCCUGCGGUAAGUUCACCAAGGAUCAUUAUUUAGCGGUAUUGCGAGUUAUUAUGUAAACUGUGGUUUAAAUUCUUAUCAAUUAUACAUCUGCAAAAUACAAAUUACUGUGCUGUUGGUAAUAUUUAAAGGGUAUUAGAUAUUUGUAGAUAAGACGUUUAAUCCAUAAUCACUUAUUUACAGUUUGAUGCAUUUUGAACAGAUUUAGAAAGUCUUAAAAAUUGAGGUACCUUGUAAUCCUUGUAUAUUGGUAUUCCUAAUAUGUCAGUAAUUUUUUGUUAACCCCUCAAGGUGAUCAGUUCUGUUGAUAUUAAAGGCCUUCAACAUGUCAAUACUGAGAUGAGGAUCUAACGUGUGCGUUGCUCUUGCAGGAGGACGUCAUCAACACUCAGUGUGGCUAUGAUGUUCGACUUCAAGGGGUUUGUAUCUCUAGACACAUUUCUACGCUCUCUGCUGAUCUCUGCGUGUGGCUGUAACACAUGUUUUACUCCCCUCUCUAGUCAUUCACCUGUUAGGACCUUGCUAUGUUAAAAUUCAGUAUUAUGCGUCGUGGUAUGUUCCAAAUGACUCUAAACCUUCUAAAAUGCCUUAUUCAAUUAGAGCAGAACCAGUUCCCAUUAACAUCAGUGUCAGAGGCAGGAGUAGAGCAUGAUUGGCCGUUAGCGCCAGCCUCUCUGGAUGAAAUGACAAAAAGCCUCUGAGUGGAAUUACUCCUGAGGGCGUGUUGAUUGACACGCCGCAAAGCAGGUUGAUUGAAACAAUCUAAGCUUUUGUUGGAGGUUGCAGCAGUAAUUUCCGCUGUUAUUGAGCUUGAUUGCUGGUCUCGACCCCCCCCCCCAUUAGAAAUAAAUUAAUGAUUGAAGAAACAACUUUGAAGAUCUAAAAUUUUAUAGCAUGUUUAAUUAGCUUUUUUUUCCUAUGGUCCUAACCCUAAUGAUUAUAAAAGAUUCCCAUUUUAAAAAUGCCUGAAAAUGUGUGCUUAAGAAACUGCUAGCACAUUAGAUACAGGGAGUGAAUGAAGAUGGAAAGGGUUAAAAAGCACACAGGGUCCUCUGCAUGCUUCUUGCCUUAAUAACAGAUUGUUCUUCUAACAGGGAUAAUUAGGCUCCAGUUAUAGCCUCAAGAGAAGCCAUACUACACUCUGUAAUUGGCGACUCGGUGGGUUAUGCCAGUCCGUUCCUUUUUCCUCUGUGUGUGGGUGUGGUGGUUACAACUCACUGCACUGCAGUCAGAAAGAUUGCUGUUGCUAGGCGCACAGCAAUACAGUGAACCACCUGCCACUGAGUUGGUAUGAAUUAAUUUUCUCUGUAUGCUCUUCUGCUAACGCCCUGGCCGUUGACAUUUUAGCUGAAUAUAUCAGUGAUGUGCAUGAGUUCCUGUGCAGCUUGUUAGCAGAGUGCAGGCUGGGAAAAAAAGAAGAGCAGGAGACACAGGGAGGACAGCAGCACAACAAAGGAAGGGGGGCUGAAAUAGCUUCAGAGGAAGUUCACAGCCAGAACAACAUAGCGUUUCCUGCUAUUUCAUUGGCUACCAGGGGGCUCUCUCUACUUCCCAUUGGUUGAAAGCUAGCUUUAAGGUUUUCCGAGAGAACAAAGGGUCUUGACUGCCUGACUCUUCUUGAAGAGCAACAAAGGGAGCAUUGUAAAAGGUCCCUGUUCACACCCAUUCUCACCCUCAGUUUUUAGUGUCAGUGCAGCUCUAAAUUACACCUUUUUCUUCCGUCUGAAAAGACCACAUACAUCAUCGGCUGAAUCUGACAACACAAACAACCAUCUGUCCGGUAACAGGAAACAGCUUCUCCCUGUUUAUUUAGGCCUGACAGGGUCCUCUGAGAAACUGAACACGCUGCCUUGAUAUUCUCCAUCAUGUCCAGACACUGACACAUUGUAAUCUCCAAGUGACUCAGCUAUCACUCACUCCUCUUGCCUUCCUCAGCGGUUCAAGAGUCAGGAGGCAAAAUGCUAUCAGUGUUUACUUUGUGUUUUUUUUUUUUCCAAGCUUUAGUCAUAGGGCAGAGUUUGGAUGUUUGUUUGCAUUAUGCAAAGGUCAAUGUCUGCUCUGUGAACUGUUCAUUUUAACCUGACUCCAAAAACAACGUGCUUCCUUUUUAUUUUGAUUCACCUGUAAUAUGUUUUUAUUUUAAAAAGGAGCUGGACCGGCAGAAGUAUAUCUAUACCAAGGGCUGUGUGGGACAGUUUGAGAAAUGGCUUCAGGACAACCUGAUUAUUGUCGCUGGAAUCUUUGUUGGUAUUGCACUUUUACAGGUAAGGGGAAAAAAAAAAACAUGUAGACUAUUUUUGUCGCAGUCAUUUACCUGAAAACCACUGCUGCAUCUGAAAUGAGAUGUUUACCAUAAACCCUCAAAAUGUCUGAUCUGAUUUUGCAUCAUCAAUGCCAUCUAGUGGUAACAAUGGGCCACAUUAAGCAAAUCCCAGAAGCCUGCUGUAUCAUGCUGUAUGGUGGUGUCAUUUUCUGUAAUCUAAUAUCCUGUGUGGUUUCAACUUUAGAUUUUUGGUAUCUGCCUUGCUCAAAACCUGGUGAGUGAUGUCAAAGCCGUCAAAGCCAACUGGUGACAGGAGAGGAAGGGAGACAAGGGAGUUUUGCCCCUCAGGACCAGCCAGGUCAACACAGCACACUAACAGUCCCUUCCGGACGAGGAGGGAGAGCCGAGAACACUUAACUCUUUGCCACUGAGCUAAGCAGCACAUACCCUCUCCCGCUUGUACACACAGACUCAGAGUUUACCUGCCUGAUGAUCAGAGACACUUGAACAGGGAGAACGAAUCCCACACAAACCAAACUGUCGACACUACGUUUAACACUCUGCUGGGAUUUUAACCCAAAUAUACAGAGGACGAUCCUGCCUAUUUCACUUAGAUUCGUUUAGUUUUUACGGUUUCCUUUCAAUUUGGUGUUGGACAAGUGUAUUUAUCGGGGGUGCAGUUGCACACGGACUCCUGUCAGCUUGGAGAUUGGAAGCCAUGGACGAAAAUCAGAGACAACCCUGGAAACAAAGUAAAAGGGACAGCAAGUCUCCUUUUUUUUAGGUCAAGCAUUGCAUUGUCACAGAGCCUCUUUUCACACAGUAAGGAGUUGAACAUCCACAGCAAACAGCUUGUUUUUAAGUGUUUCUAUUCCCACUCCCUGCUGCAGGGCAGAGUGGGUGGCUUGCCAGUUGGGAAACAAACACUAUAAGGAUACUCUGUGUGUAAUAUUUCUCUAUCGUGACCUUUUUUAUGACCACUGAAAAGACUGAGAACGCUUAACAGGUCAAGUCUGCAACUUCAACUCAUUUCAAGAGAUUUAACUCAAAAUGUAAAAAGUGCCAUUAAUUUCCAGUGACAUUUCCAGUGACAUUUUUGCGUCUUCUUGUUCUGAACAUGGAAUCUCUGCAACCUGCCCCCACAAUACCUCAGGGCCUCCCAAAGAUAUAUGCUUUCUGCCCCUGGUUAAAAGCAUAUCUAUAUUUUUAUUUCCAUCCGUAUCUGUUGAAUUUAGACGGAGUAACUUAACACAGACAGUUCCUCAAACGUGGUCCUGUUUGCCCUGCAGUGAUGAUUGUAUUAUCUGUUGAUUUACUGAGGGAUAUUAUAUAUGGAGUGGUCUGGUGAAGUUAGAGUGUUAGGUGUAUGCUACACAGGGAAAAAGGGUGUGAUGAUAGUCGAGAUAGUUUAAACCUCUGAGCAUCCCUCGGGCACAUGGGAUUGCUGGUUCGGGGCCUUUUUACUUGACUGUGUUACCACGUUUGUCUUAUAUUUUGUUCUAAACAUAUUGAAAUAUUUUCUCUCUUAAAGAUGUCCGUUAUUCAUCCUCAUAUUUCCUGUUAUUUUCAAAUACAGAUUUUUAUUCAGAUUGAUUGUUUGACUUCAGCAGGCGCCUGUUUAUACCUCCAACUCAUCAGUCAACUGCAAGAUAGCUUCCUAUUGUUGAUGUUGUUAGCAGUCCUUAUGGAGACCAAAUAAUAUCAGCUGGCCGCAAGCUAACUGCCAAGGUUUUGUCUGGCUACCAUUCUGAUUUUAUUAGGAAUGCCAAGAACAAACAAAGCAUUUCUAGAUAGCCAAAAUGUGAAUUUAUCAUCCUUUAAUGUUGGAAGUGCCAGUUGAAAUGAGAAAUCUCAAAAAAAAAAAAAUCUUAUGUAACACUAUCGCUUUUAUCGUUAAUUGAUUUUUGUGUCUUUUGUUUGGACUGUUUUUUUUUUUUUUUUUUAAAGCUAGACUAGUUACUGAAAGCUGUCUUUUUUUUUUUUUUAAAUAACAGCCUGAAUAUAAAAUGAAUGCUGCUUUAACAAUGACGAGAUAAUGGUUGUAUAGUACAGUAAUCCAUAUAACACUAGUCUCACGUAAAGGCAUUAGAACAGCUUGUCGUGUUGUUUUUUGUUUCCAGGCUGAGCGGAUAUUAAGAUUAUAUGUUCUUUUUCAAGUUUACACUUUGUUCGUGUCCCUCCUUUUAUGUACAUCAUAUAAACCCCUCCUCACAUUAUGUGUUGCCCUCCCAGCUUUUCAUCUUGUCCAUGAUCCUCACAGAAUGUGUUUGCUUUAGACCAGUGUUCCCUUUAUUAUUUCAAACAUCAAACAUAUUUCACAGGCAGGAUUUGGGUGGGAUUUACUUGACCAAACACAAACUCAUAUACUCAUAUACAUAGCUGGCCCCUAAACAAACUAUCUCAAUGGUUGAAGCACCCACAGGCUGAAAGACGAGUAGCAUUAAUAUUCUGUGAACAGGGAAGCAAACUUUUCUAACUUCAGAGUCUGUCUUCAGAAUAUAUAUUCAUACACAUCAAACUUCAUUUUGCAACUGCACCUUAUGAUCCCUGCUAUGCAUACAUGUCACAUGCUGCUUCCACCCACACACUCAAGUCUUCAAAAAUCCACCUGAUCUGACUGCACCUGUUCCCGGGCCUGUCGUCUGAAUGUAUUUUUAAACUCUGAGCUCGUUUGGGGAAAAAAAAGAGGAAUGAAAAACAAACAACUAUUAUUUGAAUCGAGCCAUCAUGAGUAGAAUAGAUGAAUCAUACCACAACACAUCUGCACGUAAUGACUUCUCUCAGCUGAAAUGGAUUGGUUUCUAUAGGAGAGGCUUUCAUUUCAGCUCUCGAGGUAUAAUCAGAGAGUAAGAGCCUCGAGCAAUCACAAAGAACAUCCUUUUUUCCCCUCGGAUCAAAUAUGGAAACAUUUACAGGAUGAAACGACUCAGCGCCGUGGUAAAUCCUCACCCAAACUUGCCAGGUUCUCCUGAUUUUUGUGUUUGCUUGUUUUUUUUUGUUUUUUUUAACUUUUUAUCCUCUUCUUCUAAAUGUGUGGGCCGCUUUGAUUUCACUAACUGCUGUAAAUCAAUCCGUCCCACUCUAGUCUAGAAGAUCAGAAAGAAGCUAGAGCGGUUUUCCUCCCACCCUCCACACCUUUUUGGUGUAAUCUUGUGUUGAAACAGAUCAUGUGUGAUUAAUCACUUUCACAAAUCUCUGAAGUUUUUACAUUUUUAUUUAACCACCCUCAGUUGGAAGUGUUUGCUCAGGGUCUUAAACAUCCCCGCUCUUCGUGAAAAAGACUUGUGCUUAUGCAUACAAGAAGAUUUUGUGUUGUACACGCUGAAGUGGAGAGCUGAUUUCUUUUGAGUGAUGCUGAAGAUCUGGCUGAAGGCACACGGAGGCCAAGGGUGUCCGUUCUGCUGCAGUCUAGAGCUGCAGCUCUUAAAUAAAAAGCCCCUCUAUUAGCUCUCUUGCUCUCUCUAUUGCUGUACAGCUACUGCCGAUAUGCCAAUAAUCAUACAGUCACCUUGGUAAUAAGAACAGUAAUACCAUUUUAAUUUGUGAUAGCAGCAUGGCAGGAUUUUAAUGUGCAGAGGGGACUCACUGGAGUAUGUUUGUUUUAGCAGCUUUGGGUUAUUCUGGGCUGUAUUCCUUGAACUAAGGGGAAAGGGUGGAAGGAGACAACAAUGCUAAUUAGCUUUGUCCUUUAUCAUAAUGGCCUUGCAUCAUGAAACACCCUCUUAAUUUCUCUGCUUUCCCUGUGGGCAGUUGAAUCAUUCCCGAGGAGGAGCCUUAUGCAUACCAUGAAUGUAUAAGUCUUAUCAGCAUGGACCUGGUGCUCCACGCUCUCUUAGAAAAUCUAGUUACCCUCAUGCAACGCAAUGCACAAGACAAAUGAAGUUAAGGAAUGUGAAAUAACAAAUAGUCAUUAGUGAUGCUUCUUAGAUGUUAUUCUGGAUUUACAUUUUUUAAAUGUGUUUCAGUGUGUGUGAAAGCAGAUGAGCAUUCCAUUUCUUUCCGUUUCCUGGCAUGUGUGCAGACCGGCACGGACAUUUUAUAUGCAAUCACAAAGCAUUUGAAUCACUAAAAGUAACCAGUUAAAUGCUGUCUUUCUAAUGUAGCUGCAAACAAUGUGGGUGAUUCCUAAAGACUCAAAUCAUCUCUGUACUCCAGGGUUUUGAUAGUCUGUUCUUGAUAUUUCACUUCUUUGCAACAUAUGCAAAUGAUUUGACUGAACUUUUUAACAUUUCCUUUAUGCAUAUACUACACACUGACUCUAUGUGGCGAUGUUUAUCUAUCCUGUAAUACUCUGCUUGUUUUGAAGUCUGUUAAUGUCUUGAGGCAUAUUUGUUGAUAUAUCUCAGUACAACAGACUUGAACAAGUUUUACCUCAUGGUAUGCAGAUGCAGGUCACAUUAGAGCACAGACAAGCAGCAUAACUGAUUCAUUUGUGGACAUAUUCAGAGCAAUAUAGCAGAUUGUAGGAGUGGCUUUUCCAGAACUGAAAGCUAAAUUUGAUCAAGACACAAGUUUGAUCAGACUGGGAGGUUUUACAGAUUUGCUCUCACUAUAAAAACCCAGAUACACUAAUAUUUUGACCAGGCUGAAACCACUAAACUAUAUCACUAUAUCUUUACGAUAUUCUUCUUUGAUUUACCUCCAGUUUGUACGCUUUUCUUUUCUUGUUGCAGCAGAACUCAACAGUCAAAACUAUCAUUCAUCCAUUCUCUCAGUUUGGACCUGUCUACUCAGAUGGGUAGCCUUGUAAAGAAAUGUUGUAUAUGAAAACUGUGGGACAUGGUCUGUUACACUGUAUAUUGUGUUAAAAUAUGCCUCUUUCAUAUAUUAAAGGAUUUAUGAUAAAACAA
This is a messenger RNA of Xyrichtys novacula (pearly razorfish), 23023 nucleotides long. NCBI's taxonomy places the organism in Eukaryota, Metazoa, Chordata, Actinopteri, Labriformes, Labridae. The record is from the annotation of a GenBank genome assembly.